GUGGUUUGCCGUAUAUUCGCCUCCCACCAGCGUUUUCCUGUACAAACACAUGUGGAUUCCCACUGACUCCAUCAGAAACAACAAUAACAUGGCCAGCCACGGGCUCGAUUACGAUGGUUGCAAUUUCUUCAGACAGCGGCUAGUUUUAUCCACACUCAGUGGAAAGCGUGUUAGAAUAAAAAACAUAAGGUCCAAAGACGACAACCCGGGGCUCCGCGAUUUCGAGGCCAGCUUUAUCAGACUGCUAGACAAAGUGACCAAUGGCUCCAGAAUAGAAAUUAACCAGACAGGUACUGUGUUAUUCUACCAGCCUGGCUUGUUGUACGGGGGCUCUGUAGAACAUGAAUGUAACACUCAGCGCUCGAUCGGCUACUAUCUGGAGGCUCUGCUCAUGCUGGCUCCAUUCAUGAAGACCUCUCUGAAGGCCACGCUUAAAGGGGUCACCAACGACCACAUUGACCCGACGGUGGAUGUGCUGAAGUCCACAGCCCUCCCUCUGAUGAAGCAGUUUGGCAUUGAUGGAGAGGGCUUUGAUCUCAAGGUGGUGAAGAGGGGUAUGGCGCCUGGCGGGGGAGGAGAGGUCGUUUUCAUAUGUCCAACCCGCAGGACGAUGAGGCCGGUGCAGCUGACCGACCCGGGGAAGAUCAAGAGGAUCAGGGGAGUGGCAUAUUCAGUGAGAGUUUCUCCUCAGAUGGCCAACAGGUUAGUGGACACAGCCAGGGGCGUCCUAAACAAGUUCAUUCCUGACAUCUACAUCUACACCGACCACAUGAAGGGAGCCAACUCUGGAAAAUCUCCAGGUUUUGGUCUGACCCUGGUGGCAGAGACGAUGAACGGCUCCUUCCUCAGCGCUGAGAUGUCGUCCACGCCGCAGGGGCAGGGAGACCCCAUGCUUCCAGAGGACCUCGGCAAGAACUGUGCCCAGAUGCUUUUGGAGGAGGUGUAUCGGGGUGGCUGUGUGGACUCCUCCAAUCAAAGCCUGGCGCUGCUCCUGAUGACCCUUGGCCAACAGGACGUGUCGAAGGUUCUGCUCGGACCCCUCUCCCCACACACGAUCGAGUUCCUCAGACACAUUAGAGAUUUCUUCCAGAUCAUGUUCAAGAUCCAGGUUCAGAAGCCUUCAGAAGACGAAAGGAAAGGAGGGGACAAGGUCCUGAUGACCUGUGUAGGAGUCGGUUACAGCAACAUUAACAAAACCCUCAAAUAAAAUCUGUUUUUUUUAUAUAUAAA
Gymnodraco acuticeps is the source of this 1230-nucleotide messenger RNA. It is a transcript of the gene rcl1, whose product is annotated as RNA terminal phosphate cyclase-like 1. Bases 50 to 1207 code for a protein of 385 amino acids. Gene Ontology annotation, molecular function: RNA endonuclease activity. NCBI's taxonomy places the organism in Eukaryota, Metazoa, Chordata, Actinopteri, Perciformes, Bathydraconidae. The transcript has 9 exons. Gene Ontology annotation, biological process: ribosome biogenesis; endonucleolytic cleavage of tricistronic rRNA transcript (SSU-rRNA, 5.8S rRNA, LSU-rRNA). The record is from RefSeq and is a predicted model, not a curated record. Gene Ontology annotation, cellular component: nucleolus.